Molecule: messenger RNA, 967 nt
Organism: Peromyscus eremicus (cactus mouse)
Lineage: Eukaryota; Metazoa; Chordata; Mammalia; Rodentia; Cricetidae
Gene: Rbm11
Product: RNA binding motif protein 11
Exons: 6
Coding region: 148-936 (262 amino acids)
Biological process (GO): regulation of alternative mRNA splicing, via spliceosome
Cellular component (GO): nucleus
Molecular function (GO): single-stranded RNA binding
Source: RefSeq, a predicted model, not a curated record
GCUGCGGGGACCGCAGGGAUGUUCCCGGCUCAGGAGGAGGCUGACAGGACCGUGUUUGUGGGCAAUUUAGAGGCCCGAGUACGGGAAGAGAUUCUUUACGAGCUGUUCCUUCAGGAAAUAUUGGGGAUUUAGAGUAGGAGAAAGACAAUGAUUGCACUUUCAAAUGUGUUGAGAGUGAAGUUCCAUGACACAGCAUCUCAGGAAGCUGUCUUCAUAGAGAGGCAGCCAUGGGGAAAGCGUUCCCUAACUUCCUCCUGUUCAGAGAAAGGGAGCAUGAGCCAAUCCCUGGGCAAAGCAUUCAGAGAAGAAAGACUGAAAUCCAAGGCCGGGCCGCUAACUAAAGUGACUCUUUGCAAAGAUAGAGAUGGAAAGCCAAAGUCCUUUGGUUUUGUCUGCUUCAAGCAUCCUGAAUCUGUGUCUUAUGCCAUAGCUUUGCUGAAUGGGAUUCGUUUGUAUGGAAGACCAAUUAAUGUGCAAUAUCGAUUUGGUAGUUCUCGCUCUUCUGAACCAGCUAGCCAAAGUUUUGAGAGCUGCGUUAAGAUACACUCACACAGCUUCAGGAAUGAUGAAAUGCUGGGCAGAUCCUCGUUCCCCAUGCACUUUUUCCCAAUUGCGAAUGCUGCUUUACCUCAAGAAUAUUUUUUCUUUCAGAAAACGCACUGGCCCACCCACAGUCCAAUGUUGCAGCCUCCUUUCUACGACAUGACAGCAUCCCUUCCCAACAGUGCCUCUGGAUCGCGCUCCUUAAACCUCGAGGCUGGACCCAGCUCCUACGAGUGGACUCACCAGCAACCAAGCGACCCUGACCUUUAUCAGAGGAACAAAAGAAAGAGGGAAAGGCAAGCCAGCGACACCGACAGUAGCUCAGAAGACAAGAGAGGGAAUGAAGGGAGCCAGAAACACCAGAAAUGCAAAAGGAAGAAGAAAUACCAGUGAAAUAUAUCUGCACUGCGCUCAACUCUCUCUC